AUGGCUUCAAAGCUUGUGAUCAUCAUUGUAUUCAUUCUUGAUCUAAUCGCUGUUGGAUUAGCCAUUGCAGCUGAACAAAGAAGAAGUAUCGGUAAGGUUGUUCCGGACAAGGAGAAGGAUUAUGAGUAUUGUGAAUAUGGUUCAGACAUAGCUACAAGUUAUGGAGCUGGUGCAUUUGUGCUUCUAUUGACUAGCCAAGUUCUUAUUAUGGUGGCUAGCCGAUGUUUCUGUUGCGGCAAGGCUCUUAAUCCCGGUGGUUCGAGAGCUUGUGCAAUCAUGCUCUUCCUCAUUUGCUGGGUGUUUUUCUUGAUUGCGGAGAUAUGYUUGCUCGCGGCAUCAAUCAGAAACGCGUACCAUACUAAGUAUAGAAAGAUGUGGAAUAUCGAUAACCCGCCGAGCUGCGAAGUGAUCCGUAAAGGAGUGUUUGCAGCUGGUGCUUCGUUCGCGCUCUUCACUGGUAUCGUCUCUCAGUUCUAUUACAUCUGCUAUUCCCGUGCUCGAGAUGAUUACCAGAACCCACCUUAUUAG
Molecule: messenger RNA, 528 nt
Organism: Arabis nemorensis
Lineage: Eukaryota; Viridiplantae; Streptophyta; Magnoliopsida; Brassicales; Brassicaceae
Source: the annotation of a GenBank genome assembly